This is a messenger RNA of Rotaria sp. Silwood1, 1494 nucleotides long. The record is from the annotation of a GenBank genome assembly. NCBI's taxonomy places the organism in Eukaryota, Metazoa, Rotifera, Eurotatoria, Philodinida, Philodinidae.
AUGGUUUAUCAAGCAUAUGGUAGUACAAAUAAUCCGAAUACAAUGUCAGGUGAUCAAAAUCGAAAAAUAUUUCUUGGUGGUUUAAGUUAUCAUACUACUGAUGAAACAUUACGUGCAUUUUGUUCACGUUUUGGUAAAAUAACUGAUUGUCUUGUUAUGAGAAAUCCUGAAGGCAAAUCUCGUGGUUUUGGUUUUGUUACUUAUGAAGAUACAUCAUCUGUCGAAGAUUUUAUGCGUUCACGACCACAUACAAUUGAUAAUCGUCAAAUUGAUCCAAAACGUGCAAUGCCACGUGAAGAACAAAAUAGUUCAGAAGCACAUUUAACUGUUAAAAAAUUAUUUGUUGCUGGUUUACGUGAAGGUAUUAAUGAAGAUAGUCUUCGACAAUAUUUUUCACGUUUUGGUAAUAUUGUUGAAGUUCUUGUUAUGAAAGAUCGUGAUGGAAAACCUCGUGGUUUUGCAUUUGUUACAUUUGAUGAUUAUGAUGCUGUUGAUAAAGCUGUUUUAGAAAAACCACAUAUUAUAAAUGGUAGAAAUUUAGAUGUUAAAAAAGCAGUACCAAAAGAAAAAAUGCAAGAAGAAUCAGGAACAAAUUCACCUAUUGGUGGUACUGGUGGUAUGCCAUCAUUUAAUCGUAAUAAUCCUUCAAAUUAUUCAGGUGUUAAUACUGGUCCACCACCACCACCACCACCAUCAUCAUCAUCAUCAGCUCGAAAUAAUUUUGGACAAAUGCGUGAUAAUUUUAAUCCAUCUAGUGGUAGUUGGGAUAAUCAAGGUGGUAUGUCACGUAUGAAUAAUCAAAAUCAAAAUUAUAAUCAACCAUCAACAUCAUCAUACGGACAACAAGGUGGAUAUAAUACAAAUACAUCAGGUUUUAAUCCACCAAUGCCACCAACAAAUGCAUAUUCACAAUCAUUUAAUCCUAUGGGACAAAAUCAACCACCACCACCACCACCUCCACCACUUCCACAACAACCAUCAAUGAUGAAUUAUGAUAUGUAUAAUAAUACAUCAAAUAUGCCAUUUAAUAAUAAUCCAAAUCAACUACCAACAUCAAAUUAUAUGCAACCACCACCAUUACCUUAUGGACAAAAUCAACAACAAGGUUUUGGUAAUAAUCCAAAUAAUUUUGGUGGUAUGAAUGAUUCAUUUAAUUUACCACAAGCAACAUCUGGUGGUGGUGGUGGUGGUGGUGGUGGUGGUAGUCGAGGUUAUAAUAAUCCAUCAUCAACAUCAGUACCAUAUGAUAAUGCAACUUCAUAUGGUAUUACAUCACAAAAUUUUGGCGGAGGAAAUUAUAAUAAUAUGCCUCAACAACAAACUCGUGGUGGUGGUGGUCCUAUGCGUUCAGGACGAGGCGGUGGAAGUGGAGGUAAUUAUGGUGGUCCAUCAGGUGGAGAUUCUAAUUAUAGUAAUCGUUCAGCACCAUAUUCAGCACGUGGUGGUCGUGGUGGUGGACGUGGUGGUGGUCGUGGCCGUGGUCGUGGACAAUAA